GUCAGCAUAGCAGCAAGGUCGACAAAUCCUCCUAAGAGAAGCCCACCGCGAAGACAUUUGAGAAGGCUGAUGGCGAGUCUACGGACCGGCAGCAUCAAGGCCAAUAUUGGACACAGCGAGGGUGCAGCCGGUAUUUCAGCCUUGGUCAAGACGCUGCUCAUGAUUCGCCAUAACUGUGUUCCUCCACAUAUUGGGCUCAGGAUGGAACUAAACCACAAUUUCCCUCCGCUGAAAGAGCUAAACAUUGCUAUCAAUUCGGACUCUGAGCCCUUGAAGUUACAUGAACAGACUUCAAGACAUCGCCAAUCCUCUUCAGCUAUCAUACUGAAUUGUUUCGGGGCAGCUGGCGGGAAUACCAGCAUUCUUGUGGAGGGCUCGAAGAACCAUUCAAAGCUCAUCAGAAAAAAGCCCAAACACCGAGAGUUAUAUGAGACGUUGUCACGCAUCGUUGUUGUUUCUGGCAAGAGUUAUUCGGCCUUUCAAGCCAACAAAACGAGACUUCUCAAGUUCCUAGUUGAGGAGCCCUCUGCGGCGAUUGAUGGUGUAUCUUACACAACCUGUGAACGGAGAACUCACCAUCCGUACCGCUUCGCAUACAAAGCCAGAAAUACAACUGAGAUCAUCAACCUUCUUUCCGAAGAUUCUAGAGACACGAGUGAAGUAUCGCCACCAUCACGGCAUACAUCACACACGCCGCACAUUGUCUUCGUGUUCUCCGGGCAGGGCGGAAAAGUCGCCGGUUCGGCCCAGCAGUUAAACGACAGCAACAGCGCGUUUCGGGAAGCUUUACACGACUACAGCCAACUCAGUGAAUCUCUAGGCUUCUCCGGAGUCUUGAAAUAUCUCAUUACCCCGAAUACAGUGGAAACCUCGUCAAGCACCGCGUUAGAGCAGGUUGCACUCAUCGUAUUUGAGCUAGCUCUCAGCAAGAUGUGGAAGACUUGGGGCGUUGAGCCCGCGACUGUACUUGGCCAUAGUCUUGGAGAGUACGCGGCUCUCCAUUUAAGCGGCGUUGUUUCUGCUGCGGAUGCCAUUUGGCUCGUAGGCAAGCGGGCAGGCUUAGUGCAAAAGUCUUGCAAACCUGAUACCCACCGGAUGCUGGCUGUACUGGCCGAAGAGGAACAGCUCAUUCCAUUCCUGGCAGGCUGCGACGUCGAAAUUUCAUGCAGGAAUUCACAGCGGCAGACUGUAGUUGGUGGGCCACUCGAUAAUAUCCUACAAAUGCAAAGUCGUCUUAAGGUACAUGGCAUCAAAGGUGUCUUGGUUAAGACACCAUAUGCCUUCCAUACGGGUCAGAUGGACGGGAUCCUGACGGAGCUGCUUGAUGUUGCCACGCAAGCUUCUUUCGCCAGUCAACCACAGAUCAACUUUGUUUCGACGGUAAUAGGAUCGUUGGCCAAUACCUGUCCGUUCUGGCCUAUGCAUAUUACCCAACACGCCCGUCAACCUGUACUGUUUUCGAACGCCAUUGAGUCUGCAAUGAGACUCAGUCCUGGGCGGAAGACCAUCUUCCUGACCCAUUCACCGACCUCAAUGUGCAAAGACAUGACUACUGCGAAUAUCACCCCGGCGAGUGAAGACAUGGCUGAGGUUCUCGAAGCUACUGGCACUGGAGGCCAGGGAUGCCUUGAUACUAUUGCCUUCAGUGUCAGUAGACUUUACAGUUCUGGGGUUGACAUCGACUGGAGCCGCUAUCACGGCGCGAUAAAACAUGGCGGAAGUCUGCUUGAGUUACCAGCCUACGGCUUUGACCUGAAGAACUUCUGGAUUCCUCUAGCGCAAAUCCGUCAUCUUCCUUCACCAUCACCAUCAAUAUCAAUAUCGUCGUCGUCAUCAUCACAGCCAGAUACACCUGUUUCUGGAUGUACCCUCGACUCAGAAGACGACGAAAACACUAGGGCGAAACAUGUGACGAAUCUCCAAGAAGAGCCACUGAGAAGUCUCAUACUUGGCCAUGUAAUCCGAAACAAGGCCAUAUGCCCCGCCGGCGUGCUGAUCGACAUGGCCUUCGCCGCUGUGCUACAAAGCCCAGGCGAACGGGUGGGCCUCGAGUCCAUCG
Messenger RNA from Colletotrichum phormii, 2059 nucleotides. RefSeq names its product acyl transferase/acyl hydrolase/lysophospholipase. The annotation marks the transcript as partial. Lineage: Eukaryota; Fungi; Ascomycota; Sordariomycetes; Glomerellales; Glomerellaceae. Gene Ontology annotation, molecular function: fatty acid synthase activity. Gene Ontology annotation, biological process: secondary metabolite biosynthetic process; fatty acid biosynthetic process. The record is from RefSeq and is a predicted model, not a curated record. The transcript has a single exon.